AUGGAUGAGCAAGGAGUACAAUUUGGCCUCGUGAUUGAUCACGACGGCCUCAGGCUCAACGUCACCGUUGAUGGCCACAACGGGCAUACCAAAAUUGGUGUCAAUGUUGAUACCGACAACAAGAUUGAGAUAGUGUUCAGCGUCGACAAGCCAGCGACCGGGCGAGUCCAUACCAACCCUGUCGCUUCAACCAACGGCCAAAUUCGAGAGGGGCAGGAAGCUGGGCAGCCGGUUGUUGCUGUUGAGAAUCGUAUCAAGGCAUCAAGGACCAUUGAAGCCAGGGACGUCGAGAUACGCAAUGGGGAGGGGGAUGAUCAGGACAUUGAGAUGGAGUAA
Molecule: messenger RNA, 336 nt
Organism: Psilocybe cubensis
Lineage: Eukaryota; Fungi; Basidiomycota; Agaricomycetes; Agaricales; Agrocybaceae
Exons: 2
Coding region: 1-336 (111 amino acids)
Source: RefSeq, a predicted model, not a curated record